Sesamum indicum (sesame) is the source of this 1436-nucleotide messenger RNA. It is a transcript of the gene WRKY48, whose product is annotated as WRKY DNA-binding protein 48. Gene Ontology annotation, biological process: regulation of DNA-templated transcription. The record is from RefSeq and is a predicted model, not a curated record. NCBI's taxonomy places the organism in Eukaryota, Viridiplantae, Streptophyta, Magnoliopsida, Lamiales, Pedaliaceae. Gene Ontology annotation, molecular function: sequence-specific DNA binding; DNA-binding transcription factor activity.
CUCUCCACCAACACCGACACCAGCUUGUUUGACAUCUCAUGUGCAGAAUUUUUAGCUGAUCAUCACAAAAGCUCUUGUGGAUUCAUAGACAUGUUGAGCGUCCAAGAUUUUAAUUUCCCUUCUUCUACAUUUGAUGAUUUCCUUCAAAAUAUUACAUCCCAUUUAAUUCCCCUAGAACCACCGCAGCAGCAACUCUCGUCGCACCCACUCCCUUCGCCGCCCUCCACCCUGCCGGAAUAUUCUGAGGUGGUCAACACCCCCGCAACACCAAACUCUUCUUCUAUCUCUUCUUCUUCAACUGAGGCCGCUCCAAAUGAUGAUUUUAAGAAGAAUAAAACUACUGUUGAAGAAGAGGAGGAGGAAGAAGGAGAAGAAGAAGAUAAUCAAGAAAAGACUAAGAAACAGUUGAAACCCAAAAAGAAGAACCAAAAGAGGCAAAGAGAGCCAAGAUUUGCUUUCAUGACAAAGAGUGAGGUUGAUCACUUGGAUGACGGUUAUAGAUGGAGAAAGUACGGCCAGAAAGCUGUGAAGAACAGCCCCUUUCCAAGGAGCUAUUAUCGUUGCACUAGUACAGCAUGUGGUGUGAAAAAAAGAGUUGAAAGAUCUUCUGAGGAUCCAUCCAUUGUUGUCACAACCUAUGAAGGUACACAUACACAUCCCUGUCCCAUUACUCCACGUGGCAGCUUUGGAGUUAUGCCGGAAGCCACCACAUUCGGUGGUCUUGGUGGCGGAGUAGGAGCGACAGGUGUUAAUUCAUCCCAUUUUGUCACGCCUCAUCAAAUGCUUCAGUAUCAGCAGCAACAUCAGCAAGAACCCUAUUUUCAGAACUUGUCAGCACCGCUCAUGAAUUUGAACACUGCCACUAAAAAUCCUACCUUUCCUCCACCAUUUCAAUUAGAAAGACCCUUUUGCCCCUCGCCAUCUUCUGUAGCAAGAGACCAUGGUCUUCUUCAAGACAUGCUGCCAUCUAAGAUGUUAAAGGAACCAAAGGAUGAAGAGUAGAAAUUACAAGGGUUUUUGAAGUAAUUAAUUAAUUUUGCCAUAGCUAGCUACCAUUAUAUAUAUAUAUAUAUAAUUAGUAUGUUUUUUUAAUUAUAUAUAUAUGUAUGGUGUUCUUUACUGACUCAUGAUCAAUGUGAAGUAAUUGGGGUUCUCUCUAAUUUAUAAAUGAACCCAUGCACUUGGAUCAUAGUUAAUUACUUAAGACUCCUUAAUUAAUUUCUAUAUAUAUUUCUGUAUGAUGGAUGCAUGUAAAAUCCAGUACUAGUAUAGUUAGAUGCAGAUGAUGAAGGGUCGACUAGCUACCUCUUUUAAUCUAUGUUCUUUUGUUAUUUGUUGUACUAAAAUUUUAUCUACCAAUAGUGACAGAGAAAUUAAUGGAUAUUUUGUCUCCCUUUCUUGAGUGAUAUAUAUUCCCUUAACAACUUUUGAUAUAU